Paralichthys olivaceus (Japanese flounder) is the source of this 1535-nucleotide messenger RNA. The record is from RefSeq and is a predicted model, not a curated record. NCBI's taxonomy places the organism in Eukaryota, Metazoa, Chordata, Actinopteri, Pleuronectiformes, Paralichthyidae.
AUAUCCAGGAGUCCGGUUUUAAGGUGGAUUCCAGCUGCAAGGCCCGGAAAGAGCGCACGGCGUUCACCAAGGAGCAGCUGAGGGAGCUGGAGGCCGAGUUCACCCACCACAACUACCUGACCAGGCUGCGCCGCUACGAGAUCGCCGUCAACCUGGACCUCACAGAGAGACAGGUGAAAGUGUGGUUCCAGAACAGGAGGAUGAAGUGGAAGAGAGUGAAGGGAGGACAGUCGGCUUCUCCCAACGACCCGGAGAACGACGACAUAGACUCGGCCGCCUCGCCCAGCUCUGAAUGAACGAGGGGGGGGGGGGACGCUAAGAGAGAGAGAGAGAGAGCGACCGGGCAUCGAAGGGACACUCGUGCAGCACAAUGCAACGUUUUCUGUGGAAAGAAUCAAACAAUUCCAGAGACUUUUUAUAUUGUUAUUAAUCCCAGGAAGAAAUCACUGAGUAUCUCCUUCGCUGUCAUCUUGUUGUAAAUAGUCGAUCUUUGUGCAUAAGGAAGUGACUCCUGGCGAACAGAGGCCACGUCUUGUUGCAGAGAUGAUACUUGGUCAUUGUAGAUCAGUGACAGAGUCCUGCAGUCUGAUAACUCACAGCAUCAGACGGUGAUGUGAUUGUGUUUGAGGGCAUCCCCUUUGGUUCCAGUUUUGUAAUCAUGGCCUUUGACGCUUGACUACAACCACCUGGGAAAACUCAGACUGCACACGUGUUGCCAAGCCAUAAGUGCCUCCCAAUCUGGUUUUUUUGUUGGUUUUUUUUUUUUGUAUUUUGUUAGUUUCUUUUCCUAGAAUAUAGUUUUUCCUGUCAAGCAUUUUUUACUCUUCCUUUUUUAUACAUUUUGAAUGUUAUUGAUAAAACACAGAUGUUGCCUGUUUCUGCAAAUAGAAUAAAUCAUCUGCUGCAAAACGGGGAAAAUAUCUUGAUAAUUUCUUCCACACGCAACGACGGCGUUACCAUUGGAAAGUCGGUCGAUGUGUUUCCUUGGCUGAAGGCUUCAUCACGUGUCGACUGUUUGGUCCGAUAUUUAUCUGACCGCACUUCCCGAGACUUGAGAGCAAAAUAACCGAGGAGCAGUUUGCUUCCAUUUGCUUUUGAAGUCGACGUUAAAGGUAAUCAAUCAUGAGAGCGUGUUACGUGCGUGUCCCUUUACGCAUGCAAAAGCGUUUUAGCCGAGUUCCACAGAGAUGUGUGGUGAUGAAACCGCUCCAGAGUUCUGCUCAUUGAGAUUUCUCAGACCUUCGUAGUCGGGAUUAAUAACGAACUUCCUGUGGCAGAGGCAGAAAAGUGACCAUGAGAACACGCGUCGCUGCAGAUGACUUAAAGUGAAUUCCACGUCCAUCAGUCUGCUGGGGUCUUCGUGGCGUAACUGCCGUCAUCCACCUGCACAGACCCAUAUACAUACGACAGCGUUUAAACCCUCUAACCCCGAAUGAACGCUAAUAUUUAGCUGUGCAAGCAGAAGACGGUUUGCUAGCACAUUAACAAUGUUGACGAUGUGUUUCUGGCUUGUUUCUCUAUAACCAAGUGGUAAA